This is a messenger RNA of Malaclemys terrapin pileata, 4912 nucleotides long. RefSeq names its product inositol-tetrakisphosphate 1-kinase-like. The coding region runs from base 232 to 1398 and encodes 388 amino acids. The transcript has 10 exons. Lineage: Eukaryota; Metazoa; Chordata; Testudines; Emydidae. Gene Ontology annotation, cellular component: cytoplasm. Gene Ontology annotation, biological process: inositol trisphosphate metabolic process. The record is from RefSeq and is a predicted model, not a curated record. Gene Ontology annotation, molecular function: inositol-1,3,4-trisphosphate 6-kinase activity; inositol-1,3,4-trisphosphate 5-kinase activity; inositol-3,4,5,6-tetrakisphosphate 1-kinase activity.
GAUAUUUACGGCACAUCAGCUGAUCGGAGGAAGAUAGAAUUUGCCACCUUGCGUGCACCCUGCCCAGUUCCUGCUCGCAAAGGACUUUGCCACUCGGGGAGGGGCCGGCGCUUUCGGAUCGAAGAGGGCAGAGGCCCGGAGGCAGCGGAGACAAUAUUUUCACAUUUCACACACCGAGAGGUGUGGGGCUUGGUUUAUUUAUUUUCUCAAUAAAGAGACGGAUGCAAAAAGAUGCCAAGCUGGAGGAAAGGGAAACGCAUCGGCUACUGUCUGAACGACAAGAAGAAAAAGAAACUGAAUUUCCAGGGCUUUGAGGAUCUCUGCAGGAAACGAGGCUAUGAAGUCAUAGAGAUUGACUUGGCCAAACCCCUCUGUGAGCAGGGCCCCUUUGACGUCAUCAUCCACAAACUCUCCGACCUGAUCCUCGAGUCCGGCUACGACAGCCAGUCUCACCAGCUCAUCCGCGACUUCCAGACCUAUGUGGAAACCUAUUCCAGCAUCAUCCUCCUUGACCCAUUUCCAGCUGUACGGCUGCUCCUGGACCGCUUCGAAUCCUGUCGCCUCCUCCGGGAACUUCAGGAUCAAGACAGCUGCAUCUUCUCCCCGCCCUACGUGGAGCUGAACAGCGGGACCGGGAGCGAGGCGGCGGUGCGGAUCCGGGAACAGGGCCUCACCUUCCCCUUAAUUUGCAAAACCCGGGUGGCUCACGGACCCAGCUCCCACGAGAUGGCGCUGAUCUUCAACGAGGAGGGGCUGAGGGAGGUGAGCGCCCCCUGUUUGCUACAGAGCUUCGUCAACCACGACGCCGUCCUCUUCAAGGUCUUCGUGGUAGGCUCCUCCCACUUUGUGGUGCGCCGGCCGUCCCUGAAGAACUUCCCGCGGGGGGAAUCAGCCAGGAAAAGCAUCUUCUUCAACAGCCACAGCGUCUCCAAGCCGGAGUCCUGCUCCCGCCUGACCGAGCUGGAUGAGGCUACGCUGGAGCCCCCCCCGCCCUCCGACAGCGUCGUCUGCCGAGCCGUGCGGGGCCUGCGCUCCGCCCUGGGGCUCUCUCUCUUUGGGGUGGAUCUGAUCGUGGAGAAGCAGACAGGGCGGUGCGUGGCCAUAGACGUCAACGCCUUCCCAGGUUAUGAAGGUGUCCCGGAGUUCUUCUCAGCCCUCCUGAACCACAUUGAGACGCUGUUGGAGAGCCAUGAGCAGGCGGCACGGGCCAGGGUGCUUGUGGCGGAGUAUUCCCUGCACCAGCGGGUGCCACACGUGCACAUGGCCCAGGAGAGCACCCACGACACCGACCCAAGAGCCCCUUGGCUGGCCAAUUCCCUCGAGACGCCCAAGUCGGCACCAGCCGAGAGCAGCUUCUUGACCUUCGCCGUCCUGCCAGCCAUGCUCUCCCAGCACUGACGGGGGUGCUGCACUCGGCUGGCCUCUCCGAGGGAGCAGGGAAGCGCUGGGUGUCCAAAGAGAGCAGAAGCGACGUCGUACCUAUCCCAGCAGGGAAAAUUCCCAAACAGCCAGCAGCUGGAGCCCUCCCCUGGGAGAUCAGAGCACUGGGCCUUAUACUGUGGCAUCCUCAUCUCUUGCCGUAUGGACCAGCCCAUCAGUCCAUAUAGUGCAGAACUGCACCUCCCUGCUUGGACCAGACCAGACCACCGGUCCAUACAGUCCAGUAUUGCACCUCCCUUCCUGCAUGGACCAGCUCAGAUCACUGGUCCAUAUAGUCUAGUACUGCACCUUCCUGCAUGGACCAGCUCAGAGCACUGGUCCAUAUAGUCCAGUACUGCACCUCCCUGCUUGGAUCAGCUCAGAUCACUGGUCCAUAUAGUCCAGUACUGCACCUUCCUGCAUGGACCAGCUCAGAGCACUGGUCCAUAUAGCCCAGUACUGCACCUCCCUGCUUGGAUCAGCUCAGAUCACUGGUCCAUAUAGUCCAGUACUGCCCCUCCCUGCUUGGAUCAGCGCAGCGUUCCAUACAGUGCAGUCUCUUACCUCCCUGUCUGGAUCAGACCAGAGCCCUAGGCCCAAUCCAGCUCAGGUCACCGGUCCGUAUAGUGCAGUACUGCACCUCCCUGCUUGGACCCGACCAGACCAGACACUACGGGUCUGUAUAGCCCAGGCUCUUCGCCUCCAGCACUCAGUAAACCAUACCCUCAUAAUGCACCGCAUCGCAGCUAAGGACUGACUCCCCCUGGACUGUUUCAAAUCCACCAGCAAGGGGGCUGCAUGUUCCAAGAACUCAAAGGGGUGGCCGAGCCACUCCUGCCCCCCGGGGGGUGAUGGCAGAAAUGCAGACAACGUGGGAGCCGUGGAGAAUAAAUCCCACUCACGUCCCAGCCAAAGGACUUGUGGUGCUAGGUUGUACUGCAUGCUGGGGCCUAAGGGUGUGUGUGUGUGUGGGGGGGGGGAGAUUGAGUCCCCGCUUAUUAGAUUCUCCUUCCUUGAAAGAAGUCUCAGCACUGAAUUAAGGCAGGGGACUGCCUGCUUCCGUUUUCCAACCCCCCGUGGGUUUCCUGGCCCGUCCCUUUGCCACGGGAUGCUCUCAGCCUCCGCACCCCGCAGAGCGGGAUCUGACAGGGCAAACGCCGCGUGUGGAAAGUUUCAUUGCAGACUAUGAAGGGGGAGGGGGGCCAGAGGGCAGGAGGAAGGCUGUCCAGUGAAAUAGCAAGACUCAGCUCACAGAGCUUUAAAAAAAAUAAUACUAAGAUUUAUUUAAAAAAACAACAACAAUAGAGCUUCCACCAUACCAGCCAGAGGUCCCUCCCAGAUACUUUUCUUCCUACAGCUCUGACUCCCAGCCAGAAGCCAGGGAGUUUUAUAGAGGGAUUCCCUACCCAGAAUCCUUUGCAGGGAAGGUAGCCCCACCCUAGUUUCUCUGGGCGAUUGACAACCCAUCCAGCCAAUCAACUUUCUUUUCCUCAUUCCUGACUCUCCAGGUCUUCCCCUCCAUCGCAAAGGGCCUUGCUCUGAAUUAGCUUGAUCCACUUUGGAAGUGGAUUAAACUAAACCGGAACAAGGUAUUCUUACUCCGGAUGCAGAGUGUGGAUGGAAAUAAUCGGGAAUAGUCAAUCCACUUUAAAUUCACACCAUCUCUGCAUCUGGAAUAACUUUCACGUGUAGCCCAGCAACCGAGUGCCACCGUAUCAGAGAAGAUCGGUCGAGGUCGAUCUGUUGUGUAUCCAGCCAGGAGAGACAUAACAAUCUGGGUGUGAUUCCCAUGACACAGCAGUUCUGUGCCCAGCGGAGAACCUCGCCUUGUCUUGAAACUAGUGGUGGGCAAAAAACUUUCUACCAAAAACGUAUUUCCGGCGAAAAAUGCAGCUUCAGUAACCCCAGAACUUUUUUUUGCCAAGCUGUUUUGGUUGGGAAAAAACCCUAAAAUGAAAUGUAAAAAAGCUGAAAAAAAUUUGAAAUGUGUCAUUUUGACACACAACCUCUCAGUUUUUCAGUCAGAACAAUUUUUUUCCUCUCAGCCUUGUUUUGACCAUAAAAGGAACGGAAAUCCAACACAUUAAAAAAAGUUCCAAAUCGAAACGUUUCCUUCAGCCCGAAAUGACAUUUGUCAGCUUUUGAAUUGGCCCAAAGUUUUGAAAAAAAUUGUUUGGGUUUUUUUUAACCCAAAAUGAUUUUUUUUACCAUUGUUUUGGAAUUGUCAGCAAACUGAAAAAUCGGUGAUUCACUCCCAUCUCUUUGGGACCGGCUGCCUCAGUGGCAGAUCCCAGGGACCCCUUCGAAAUUUGAAGUCCCUUGUCUCCGCCCCCACUGAAAUAUACAUGUGCUUGUAAGUUUCCAGGCUCCUCACUGCCCCAGUAAAUCUUGAUGGCUACAUUUUGAUAGGAUAACGUAUGGGAAUAAAAGCAGAGAUUAUUAUUUUGAGGGGGUAGUAAAUGUCUAUCCAUGUCUGGUGGGUCUCAGUAGUGGAAAGGGGCAGCUAGGAAAAAUAGUCAGGAUGGAGGAGUAUGGAGGAGAGGGCCGUGCAGGUGAGGUGAAAUCAUGCAAAUUUCACCUCUAAUUUAUCUCAUUUGCAUGCAUAUAGUAUGUAAAUUAGACAUAAUUUAGGCUCCACCUCCUUCCCGGUGUGCUGUUGGUUACUUUGCCACGCCAUAGCCUGCUGAAGGAAGUGGUGAAGCCAGAGAUCCCAGUGUACAGCGUGCAUUAGGUCACUUGCUCAAUCAGUUAAUUAAGCAGCUCCGUGGGGCUCUGAUUUUCUUAAUGUCCCCCUGGGAUACUUUUCAUUAUUAUUUAUAUCAUGGUAACGAGGUUCCAACCAAGAUCAGGGCCUUAUUGUGCCAGGCGCUGCCCAGACCCCGGCCGAGAUCAGGGCCCCGUCGCGCCAGGCGCUGCCCAGACCCCGGCCGAGAUCAGGGCCCCGUCGCGCCAGGCGCUGCACAGACCCCGAUGGAGAUCAGGGUCCCGUCGUGCCGGGUGCUGCCCAGACCCCGACCAAGAUCAGGGCCCCAUCAGGCUGGGUGCUACUCAGAAUGUGACCAAGAUCAGGGCCCCUGUUGGCAGAGGCACAGUAAGAAACAAGCCCUUGUCCCAAAGAACUCACAAUCCUUAUAGACAAAGGCAGGAUCAUUAUGCCCAUUUUACAGAUGCAGACACCAAGGCCCCGCGAGCUGCCAGGACUUGUCCAAGGUCACACAAGAAGCCUGUGGCCAAAGCAGAGCUUAGGUAUCUCCAUCACACAGUAUCUGCGUAACUCACCAUCCUCAACGUACUUAUCCUGCCAACUUCCUGCUGAGGUGGGGGAAGGUUUGUAUCUCCACUGUACUGCUGGGGAACCCGAGGCACAGGGCAGCCUGGCAUACGGUCACACAGGGAGUUUGUGGGGAGAGCGGGGUCGUGAACCCACAUCUCCAGCGGCUGUUUUAACCCUCGUUCUGCCACUGUCCCGCCUUGAAACUUUACGUGCCGCUCC